AUGACCACAACAACAGCCCAAUCCACCUCCACCUCCGCCACUCCCCCACCCCCACCCACAACCUCAACCUCAGAACCACCCCCCCGCCCCCGCCCCCUCUCCGCCCACCAAGAAGGCCAAAUACGAGACCUCUACUACGCCCGCGUCCGCGGCCUCUGCGCGGAAGAGAUAAAACGUUUUACCCCGCUCACCUACCCGCCUUCCUUCUCCCCCCGCUCUGAACUGGGUCCUAACUUGAUCUAGAAUUCGUGGAGUGCGCGCGAAAUCGCACGGUGUCCGCGGCGUGGGCGUGUCGUGAUCAGCGGAGGGGGAUGAAUAGUUGCAUGGUUUCGCACGCUACGCAGGAGAAUCGUGAUAUUGCGAGGGAGGAGUGGCUUAGCAGGAGGGGGGUGGUGGAGGUUGUUGGUAAGGGGCGUGGGCGUGUGGAGGGGAAGGAGGAAUGA
Molecule: messenger RNA, 443 nt
Organism: Tuber aestivum (summer truffle)
Lineage: Eukaryota; Fungi; Ascomycota; Pezizomycetes; Pezizales; Tuberaceae
Source: the annotation of a GenBank genome assembly